CGACUCGCUCACCUACCCGCCCCCCGCCCGUCUCUCCGCCUCCGUCGCGCGCAUCCAGGCCCAGCCCGCCGCCGUCCCCGCCAUGUCCGCCCACGCUGCGCCGCCCGCGCGCCAGACGGGGCCUGCUGAACGGAUCCGCGGAGGAUGCAUCCCGUGUCCGGGCGGGGGCGUAUGUUAUAUCAUCCCGAUUCCUUGUUGCUGUUAGACGGUCUGCGCGCGACUGCAUACACGAAACGACUCCUAUCGUAUCCCUCUACCACGACAUAUAAUGCGUGCGCAACAGCAUCUGUACCGCGUACACGCACGACCCCGGACAUUCACAUGUAUCUGUAGAUAUCGGACUGGACUAUCAUAGCACUGAAGUGUUCCCUCUCUCCUUCUACGAGUGUGUCGCGCUCGUCGUUCCGCUGGGUGGUUGACCGGUUUUGCACGGUCUUCCUCCGGUUCCGUGCGCAGUUUUGGUCCUGCGCAGGCUCGCUACUGAGCUGCACUGCUUACGGUCACGCAAUGCGCCUCGUACAGCUGCGCACCACCUUGGCAAGUACUUGGUUGGCCUGGAUGCGGUGUAGGCUUGCGCACCGGUCCGAAUGGGUGUGCCUCACCGCGCCUUGUGGCGCAUCUAAACCGCGCAUCUCAACGUUCUCAGCACUCGUGGGCUGGACGCCGAUGUAUACGACGCGGGUCUGUAAGACUCGCUCUUGAUACAUUCUGUGGGCGACUUCGCAGACCGACAGCUUGUUUUCCUCCUACAUAGGUCGCGGGCUUGCGUCCACCCGGCGCACAUACUCCGUGCGCCACGCUGGCUGCUGUCGCGUCGACUCCGCCCUCCAGGAGUGCCUAUCACGCGUGCUCACACUUUGAAUCCUACAGGACGGAUGCCAGGGUCCCUGGCGAGACCUGCCACCACCGACGUCUAUCCCGUCACCCCAAGGACAUCGCUCUGCGAAUGGAUAGGUGCUGAUCGCGUUCUCGUUCCUGGCAACCUGUUCUCGGUGCUGGCGACCCGUUCUCAGUGAUGGCGAUCUGUCUACGCGUCUGUCCUGAGGCGCAAUCGGCCCUCCUGCGGACACCCUUGCGGUACGACACUGGGCGACAACUACGACCGCGACGACACGGACACGGCGGGUAUGUCCCGAGAGCUGCACUAGGCUCGUCCUCUUCGACCGUCCUGCCUUCCUUGAGGGCACCGGGGUACCCCGCAUGGAUCGCCAUAACAAGUUUCUAAACCUCGGUUCCCGCUAUAAGCCCCGCUACACGAUAAGGAUUCGCCCCCAUCUCACCACAUUUCCCCGUCCUCCACGCAUGUCAGCCACCCAGUUACACCUCUGCAUCCUCUCCUCCAUCUGCCCACAUCUACUCCGAAAUCCCCGUCAAGCAACCACCCCCCAGCCCAAGCCCUCGCGUCCUCUCGCGCUCGCGCUUGUUCCUACCCCGUGACCGACACUGCCUGUUCUGCCUUUGUCGGGAGCCGUUGCUCGUGCGGGCUAGCCGGGUCUCUCUCGGUUACGCUGUUGAUAUGGUGGGUGCAGGGGUAACACAAAUGGCUGCGAACGUUCACGGGUGAGGCGAUGGAGAGACCGGAGGCGAAGGGGCGGGAUGCAUGGUAGGCCGGCGAGACGGCUGGGCGUGUUGGUAUGGAGGUUAGGAGGGACGGCGGGGUCUGUGUAGAGGUGAAGAUGGGAAAGGAGUCACUGGUAGGUAUUCGUAUGAGUGAGAUGUUGUAGAAUGGUUACAGUCUCGCGAACCGGUGGUUUUGUAUGGUGUAGCCUAUGGACAUAACGAGAUGGUUUCAAGGGCGC
Molecule: messenger RNA, 1799 nt
Organism: Trametes versicolor FP-101664 SS1
Lineage: Eukaryota; Fungi; Basidiomycota; Agaricomycetes; Polyporales; Polyporaceae
Exons: 5
Coding region: 1201-1437 (78 amino acids)
Source: RefSeq, a predicted model, not a curated record